AUAGCCGACCCCGCGGUAAGAGGAGCCAACAUGGCCGACCCCGCGGUAAGAGGAGCCAGCUGCGGGAACACCAGCAUAGCGACGCAGGGAAAGUGAGACGGGGGACAUGAUGAUGAUGAUGACAUACUCCAUGGUCCCGGUAAGAAUCCUCCAAAAAUAUUUACUACAUUAAUUAUAGACAGUAUGUUAUAGUUAUUUAUAUUAGGUUAUAGUUAGUAUAGUAGGUUAGUUAUAGUUAGUUAGUAGGUUAGUUAUAGUUAGUUAUAGUAGGUUAGUUAUAGUUAGUUAUAGUAGGUUAGUUAUAGUUAGUUAUAGUAGGUUAGUUAUAGUUAGUUAUGAGGUUAGUUAUAGUAGUUAUAGUAGGUUAGUUAUAGAUAGUAGGUUAGUUAUAGUUAGAUAGUAGGUUAGUUAUAGUUCAUAGGUUAUUCAGUAGGUACUGUAGGAGUAAGCUUAAGAGGUAGUAAGUGAUGAGAGGUAGUUCAAGGUAUAGUCAGGGAUGGAGAGGUAGCUUCCAAGGACAAGGUCAGUAUGGACCUGGUAGUAUAGUGUAUGUGGUAUAGUUGUUAGAGGUUAUUUGUGUUAGUGGUUAGAAGUGUACCCCAGAGGCCUAGUAGUAGAUACUAGGUAGAAGUGCUAAGAGGUAGUUGAGUCAUAGGAAGGUUAUAGAGGAGUAUAUGCCGAUCGGGUAUUAGUAGUAGGUAGUAAGGGUUAGUCUAGUGGCCGAGGUGUUAAGAGUAUAGUCAGUAGUCUACCGUUAGUAUAGUAGGUAGUUAUAGUUGAUGUAGGUUCGAUCCGUAGUUAAGAGGAGUCAGUAUUGGUAGUACCGGUUAGUAGUAGCAGCUGGAGACAGUAGUAAGCGACAGUCAGAAACGUUGUAAGACGGUGUAAUGUAUGAUGGUAUGAAGUACUUCAUGUCGGUAGAAUCUCCAGAAUAUUUAUACAGUUAGAUAGGUUUAUGUUAUAGUUAGUUUAUAUUAGUUAUAGUUAGUUAUAGUUAGUUAUAGUAGGUUAGUUAUAGUUAGUAUAGUAGGUUAUUUAUAGUUAGUUAUAGUAGGUUAGUUAGUUAGUUAUAGUAGGUUAGUUAUAGUUAGUUAUAGUAGGUUAGUUAUAGUUAGUUAUAGUAGGUUAGUUAUAGUUAGUUAUAGUAGGUGUAGUUAUAGUUAGUUAUAGUAGGUUGUUAUAGUUAGUUAUAGUAGGUUAGUUAUAGUUGUUAUAGUAGGUUGAUAGUUAUAAGUAGUUAUAUAGUUAGUUAUAGUGUUGUUAUAGUUAGUUAUAGUAGGUUAGUUAUAGUUAGUUAUAGUAGGUUAGUUAUAGUUAGUUAUAGUAGGUUAGUUAUAGUUAGUUAUAGUAGGUUAGUUAUAGUUAGUUAUAGUAGGUUAGUUAUAGUUAGUUAUAGUAGGUUAGUUAUAGUUAGUUAUAGUAGGUAGUUAUAGUUAGUUAUAGUAGGUUAGUUAUAUAGUUGUGUUUAUAGUAGGUUAGUGUAUAGUUAGUUAUAGUAGGUUAGUUAUAGUUAGUUAUAGUAGGUUAGUUAUAGUUAGUUAUUGUAGGUUAUAGUUAUAGUAGGUUAUUUUUGUAAUUUAGUGGUAGUGAGUGCAUUCGUUUUUACUACUUAUUUCCAGUACUGAUCCCCCGUGGGAAUCGAACCCACAAAACCCUGUUGUUGCAAGCGCCAAUGCGCUAUCAACUGAGCCACAUUGGAUCAUACCAUGGAUCAUACCAUUGGAUCACACCAUUGGAUCAUACCAUGGGUUAUGUGGUAUGUGCAGUAUAAACUGUAAGAAGACUGUGACCAGCUAGGAAUGUCAUGGCUUGAGUAUUGGGUUUUCUCAUGCAUGUGUAUCAUCUAUGUCCAACUGUGAAUGCAUAUGAAAAGGAUAGGAGAUCGGGAAAGUUUAAAACUGAUUACAGAACUUCAAGUUAUUAGAGAGGUUUUUUUAACAGAGGAAGGAAUAUUCUCCACAUGUCCAGUCAUCUCCUCUUCUCAGUCUUCUGGGAUUAGCAGAAAUGUCCUUCCCACGCCAAUAAUAAUCACAACCGAAGUCUCUGGAUAUAUGAUUAAGAGGAGGAAAACUGAGGAUGCGUCUGAAAUUGAACCCUUUAUAGUGCACUACUUUCAGCGUUAUGGGGUCCUGGUCAAAAGUAGUGCACUAUAAAGGGAACAGGGUGCCAUUCGGGGCGCAGCCUGAGCGUUUUUCCAAGUGGUGUUUCCUGGAGAAGUAGGAAAAAACUCGGAGCAUGACAGGCUGUCGUUGGAUUAGUAUGGCAGAGUACCAAGCCACUGAAUGUGUCCCAAAUUGCACCCUAUUCCCUAUGUAGUGCACUGGGUUACUGGUCAAAAGUAGUGCACUGUAUAGGGAAUAGGGUGCAAUUUGGGAUGCAUUCAGUGGCUUGGUACUCUGCCAUACUCAUCCUAUCCUCUGGGCCUUGGCUAAACUACAGAGGGACCCACUUGGCUGGAGAAAUGACACAGGAAAUUAACAUCAAACCGCUGAUCAGACAGUCAUAUGGAAAUGAACCACUGGCAGUAUUAUUAGGUACAUGAUUCAUUUACUUUUCUCUGGCUGCUCUCAACUAAUUACCCUUUAAAGCGGACUGGAGCUAAAUGGUGAAGUUGCUGUUGUCGUCUUUUGACCCUUUCCUUCUGCCUUUCAGAUCAAGGUCCUAUUGGAAUUAUGUAACAGCAGAAAAGACAUGUGUUUAACAGGUGUGUUGUUGGAAAUAUCUCUUCUAGUAUCUUGGGUACACGGGUAAGAAGAAACACAUUGUUUGAAAACUACAACGAUUAAAUCAAACAUUAGCACCUAAUUGAAAUACUGUGUGUUGCGGAUUGCACACGAAAUGGACAUGAAUAUAUAUAUAUUUUUUAAAAGGUACAUUACUAAACCAUUCCUUCCAUCCUACAUUAUAGGACCACCAGGACCUCCAGGUAAAAUUAAUCAAUAACAUUUUUCAUCAAAUCAAAGCAUGACAAAAAGGCAUAUAGUUAUUGAUGAUCAAUACACGAUGGUGUCUGUCCCAAGGAAUUCCAGGUGUGGAUGGGAAACCAGGAUUCAAUGCUACAGAUGGUAUUCCAGGACCACCUGGAGUUGCAGGGAGACCUGGAAAAAAAGGUAAAAGACACUGUUGGUGGUUUGUGACUUUUCCUUCCAUGCAUAAGUGCUGUAUUAUGUAGACCAGUGGAGGCCGUGUCACCUUCAAUUGGAGGACUUGUAAUUCAUUCCAUUCCGGCCAUUACAACGAUUCCAUCUUCCAAUUCGAAAGUGACACCAGCCUCCACUGGUACAGUACCCAAUAACGAAAACAAAAUAAUUUUUAAAGAAAUCUUUCAAAGAAUCCAUCCAUAACUGUCAUGAUGACCCCCUGCCUGCCCAGGUCCCCCUGGGGAGAGAGGGGAGCCUGGACCUCCAGGACUGAAGGAUGAGACCUCCAAUGACAUCAUCAUAGAGGGUAAAAGAGUGUAGAGUUCUCAUUCUCUUCAAAAAUCCAUCUCACUAGCUCAUCCUACUACAUUAUCAACUACAUCUGAGCUACAAGCACGAAUUUUGCAGAUAUAGCUGCAAUUAAAAAAAAAAUGUUUUACUUGCAAUGAUCAUAAUUGUGGUUGUAUUAGAUACUGUAAAUGUGGUCCUCUGUAGCUCAGCUGGUAGAGCACGGCGCUUGUAACGCCAAGGUAGUGGGGUUCGAUCCCCGGGACCACCCCAUACACAAAAAAUGUAUGCACGCAUGACUGUAAGUCGCUUUGGAUAAAAGCGUCUGCUAAAUGGCAUAUUAUUAUUAUUAUUAUUAUGUUAGUUUCUCUGAGAAGCCUGUUCAGAUCCUGUGCCUCUGGUUGUGUUUGAAGGACCUCCGGGACCAAGGGGCCCUCCUGGCCCUGCCGGUCCCCCUGGUCUACCUGGCCCCCCAGCGACCUUAGAGGCCCCAGAACCCUCCAGAAAUAGGACCAUCCGAGCACACCUGUCGGAGAACGCCUGUCUCCAUCAAGCCAACAUGUCUGACUCUCUGGGUGAGUACGCUGUCGGAGAUUCCACCAACGAUGACACGCAUUCCACUUCACUGUCAAUGCAAAACACUGUUACAUUACAUCUCUUAGCUUCAGAGAAUACAGCCACAAGCAACGACGCCUUGAAUGUAACCGACGCAGAGAAUGUUAAUGGGAACAUCCGAGCACACACCCAUCAAGCCAACGUGUCUAUGGGUGAGCGUACUGUCCCUGGCAGAGAUUCCACCAACAAGAACUCAGAAUCACUAUGUACGAACAUACGUUUAUUCCUCACUGUAAAAUACUAUUGCAUCUUUCUCCCCUUAGAGUCAGCGAAUCCAGCCGCCAUUAAUGACACGUUGAAUGUAACUGACACCGAGAAUGUGGAAGCAAAUAACCGACAAAUGACAGACACAGAGGUUAUGGAAGAAGCUCCUUUGAAUGUAACUGUCUUAGAGAAUUUGAAAGAAACAUACACAGAGAUUGUGGAAGAAGCCCCUUUGAAUGUAACCGUCUUAGAGAAUUUGGAAGAAACUUAUUUGAAAGAAACAUACACAGAGAUGGUGGAAGAAGAAAAUAACCGACAAAUAACAGACACCGAGGUUAUGGAAGAAGCUCCUUUGAAAAUAACUGACACAGAGAAUGCGGAAGAAGCAGCUUUUAGGAAAACUGGUAUGAAACUAUUUACAUCUAUAAGGAUGUUAGAAGGUGUUGAAAUUGUCUUCAUAAUUGAUUGCAUUUUAUGUACAUUUUCAGCAGAAAUCUUCUCUGUUCCCCCCAAUGACACCUUGAACGUAACCGACACAGAGGAUGCAAAAGAAGCACCCGUUUGGAAAGCUGGUAUCAAACUAUUUCUACAUAGGCAACACUGGGGGUUUGAAUUGGGAUGUUGAAGGUAGAUAAUUUUUCCUCAUAAUUGGUUGCAUUUUGUCAACAGAAGGCCUUGACGUCUUCCCUGUUCCCACAAAUGUAACCCCAACAAUUAAAGGUACAGUCUGUAACCUUAGUUUGUACCACUGUACUGUGCCUUCAACCUUUACUCACGAGCACCCCUAGUGGAAACUGUUGCUGAGUGAAGUGUUUUGUCAUUUCAAACAUUCUUUAAUUUCCAUGUUUUUCCUUCCGUAUCCAUAUAGAAUGCAUUAUCAAAACCAUAACAUGCUUUACAAAUGUCACUCAAAUGGAAACUACAUUUGGAGUUUGGAUGCAAGACGCAGCCCAGGUGAAUGAUAACCAGAUUUGGAUGGCUGAGCACUUUUCAGGUACAGUGCCUUUGGCAAAUGGUGAAGGAAAUACCCGUAAUAUUGAGGAAAUAUGUAUUUAUAAUAGGGAAAACUCAGGGCCAAAGAAAGAAAACAGCUUGGUACAAUACAUCAAGUUUAUAUAAGUUGCAACAAUGAAGCAAUCUCCAGCAGAGCAGAAAGAGACUGUGUGUGGGCGAUUUACAUUUGGCUUUCAGGUCGAGUCUUACAGGAAUACAGGAGCAUCGCAUCAUUUCCCAACAGUAGCAGCAAGUCCAUCGACAUGAGGAAAUUCUACCAGGGCUGUGGCCACGUCAUCUACAACGGAUCAGUGUACUAUCACAAUGCAGGAACCUCUAAAGUUGUCAAGUAAGCGUUUCUUCACUGCAGUUUAAAGCAACACGUAUCAGAUACGUAUCCAAAAAAAAUCGGAAGUAUUUUGUCCCAUUCUCAAUAUUUUUGCUUUUACAGGGAUAACCUGAAGACCAGGAGAUUACAGACACUGGCCAUUGAGAAUGCCCUUUACCACAAUCUGACCUAUCUCUUCCACAACUCCAAGACAUACUUUAAGUUUGCCGUGGACGAGAAUGGACUGUGGCUCAUCUAUGCUUCGGUUGUCGAGGAAACCAUGAUGGUAGCCAAGUUAGACCACAGGAGGUUUUCUGUGUUGUCUGUGGUUGACACGUCCUAUCCUCUGUUGAAAGCUGGGAAUGCCUUCAUUGCACGUGGAGUUCUGUACGUGACUGACACCAAAGACACGAAAAUCACACACGCCUUUGAUUUAAUGAGAGCGAAACCUUUGAAUGUAAGUUUGGAUCUCAGAUCAGCCAAUGGUAUUAUGGCUAUGUUGUCAUAUUAUCCCAAAAAUCAACUUUUGUAUAUGUGGGACAACAGCUCUGUGAAAAUAUGCAAGGCUUAUUUUACUUUGGAUCAAAAAGUAUAGUCAAAUCUUAUUGGUCGUGGGAGAAUUAAACAUUCUGCCUAUGUCUUGAGCUUAUUACAUGUCAAUGACGUGAUCUGUUCAUAAUAUUUUUGAAUUUUAGUGUCAUAAAAUAUAUAUUUUUGUAUAAUGUAGCAUCA
Molecule: messenger RNA, 6300 nt
Organism: Coregonus sp. 'balchen'
Lineage: Eukaryota; Metazoa; Chordata; Actinopteri; Salmoniformes; Salmonidae
Source: the annotation of a GenBank genome assembly